Molecule: messenger RNA, 2862 nt
Organism: Sebastes umbrosus (honeycomb rockfish)
Lineage: Eukaryota; Metazoa; Chordata; Actinopteri; Perciformes; Sebastidae
Product: filamin A-interacting protein 1-like
Exons: 1
Coding region: 305-2497 (730 amino acids)
Source: RefSeq, a predicted model, not a curated record
AUUAAAGCUCCUGAUUGCGAAGGAGAGAGAAUACCAAGAGAUAAAGGAGAGGAAAAGUGAAAGAGAAGUAUCAACUCUGAAGGACGAGCUCACCAAGCUGAAGGCUUUUGCACUGCUGGUUGUGAGGGAGCAACAGUGUCUGAGCGAGCUGCUGGAGGAGCAGAGGCUCCGUGUCAAAGAACUGACCGCCAUCACUGACCAAAUCCAGCAGGAGGUCAGUGCCACUUACCCCGGCGCAAAGGAGGAGGAGCUCAAAUCCCUGCACAACAAUCAAGUUUCCGUCUCCCACCAAAGCCAGAACGCCAUGACAGCCCCGAGCCUCCUGUCGGAGGUCGAGUUACUGAGGAGAAGGGUCGUGGAAAUGGAGGGAAAGGACGAGGAGCUGAUACGCAUGUGGGACCAGUGUCGAGACUUGGACCGCAAGCUAGCGAGGGAGAGCAGCCAGUGCCGCAGCUUGAAAGUUGAAGUGGAUAAACUCAAUGGCAGAAUCAGUGAAUUGGACAGGAUAGAGGGGGCUUUAGGGAAGAGCAAACAGGACUGCAGCAUUUUGAAGGGCAGCUUGGAGCGAGAGAGAGAGGUUAGCAAGAUGCUGUCUGGUGAGCUCGACACUCUAAAAGUUAGGGUGAGGGAGCUAGAGGCUGUCGAAGGCCAACUGGAGAAGAGCGAGGCGGUGAUUAGGCAGGACCUGGCCAAGCUCAGGUCACUGACUGUGGCUUUGGUGGAAGACAGAAAGACCAUGGCCGAGAGGCUCCGGCAGGCUGAGGAAAAACUCAACAGGAGGGAGGGCAAGAGAAAUGAGCAAAGCAAUUUGGCAACAAUGACAGAAAGACUGAGAGAGGAGAGGCAGCAGGCACUGAGGUCUAAGGCAGAUUUAGAGGAAAGGAUUAAGGGCAUAGCAAAGGAAAAACAUGAGCUCCAAGACAGACUAAAAACGGAGGAGGAGAGGAAUGGAGAGCUACAGAGCAAAGUAACGAUAAUGAAGAAUAGGUUACAGAUCUUGGAAAACAGGAAAGAAAAAGAGGAGAAGUACACAUACAGCUCUAUCCCAAACAACGCCAACCGCCACUGCCAAGCCGAGGACAAUAAAGUCAAAGAAUUGACCCGGGAGCUGGAUAGGUUGCAAAAGAGACUACAGGAAAAGGAGAUGAUGGAGGAAGAACUGAUGAAGGUGGAGGAGGACUUUGCGUCCCUACAAAAGAGGUUCCAUGAUGAACAGAGGAAGUCCCAGGCUCUAACAGAGGAGCUAGAGGGGGCAAAGAGGGAGUUAUCCAGGUAUGAGCAGGCAGAGAAGCAGGAGGUCAACCAGGAGCACCUUCUCCUUUGCCGGCUUCAGAAGGAGCAGGUUAAGUCCAGACUGUUAGGCAGAGAGGUUGACGCCCUGAAGGAGAAACUCCAGAAGCUGAUGGGAACAGACGAGUCCAUCUGCAGGGUUCAGACGGACCACUCCGUGCUCCAGAGGAAGCUGACACAGCAGGAAGCCAGUAACAGGGAGCUGGCCAGAGAGAUGAAGGAGCUGAGUAGUGAGCUGGACAGGCACAGACAAAUCAAGAAUCGUACACCUGGUGCAAACAGACAACUCUUUUCAGACCUCCAUCAGACCAAAGAGGUUCAGACCGAGCCAGCGGAUAGCCUGCCGCCUGACUACAGCGAGAAACUAGAUGGAGAAAACGAGGAUGAGGACCCAAACCACAACGCAGAAGUCAUAAACAGAAGAAGAAGCUCUCUUGUCAACAACCUGAACAGCUUGAACAGCGCAAACAAUAACGGGCAAACGGUAAAUGGAGAGGUGAUGAUGUUAACGCACACACCAGGGCAGCCGCUGCAUAUCAAAGUAACACCACAUCAUAUACUCAACACAGCCAUGCUCGAGAUAAGCAGCCCCACCGGAGACGCGGCAACGUCUUACACCAGCACAGCCGUCAUCCCGACAAGCGGAGCCUCACCUAAACAGAGAAUCACGAUCAUCCAGAACUCAGCUCUGUCUGCAGUUAAUACUAAAACCCCUCCUUCAAGCCCUGACCGCACCGUCUCCCCACUCGACGGUACACCCAUCUCUCGGGUGUUGAGCCCAAACUCAUCACGCUCCACGACGCCCGACCACGGCAACUCCCCCAUUCAGAUCGUCACAGUCAGGACCUGUUCUCCAGAUCCGGCGGAAGCUGCGAAUCAGGCCGUCUUCUGCAAGACACCGGAGCGGCAGAACAGCUGGCAGAGGUCCAACAGCACCGACGCAAGUCCCAGUAUCGUCGCCACGGAGGAUAACAAGAUCCAUAUCCAUCUGGGGAGCCCAUAUAUCCAGUCUCUGAAUGGUAUCACCCACAGUAUCCCACAGCCUGUCGGGCCAUACUAUCUCCGACACGAGCAAAGAACUCAGGUGCUCGCCAAUGGCUGUCACGUCAAAGGUGUUGGCACGAUUACAAGUAGCAUCACUAUAUCCCCUGCUUCCUCUUCAGCUUCACAUUCCUCAAAUAUUACAGUAAGUGGCCUUUGUGAUUAGGUGAAAAUGUAUGUAUUCUGAACAUAAAGUAUUAUGUUUUCAGUCACAUUCCUCAACUAAAGCAAUUCACUUUAUCUAAUGAGAACCCAGAGUUUGUUGUGUUUUGUAACAAUUAUGAAAUAAAUGCUUUGUGGUAUUGUCCUAUGUCUUAUAAGAGCCUUUGUAAAGCCUACUUAGUCUAGUUAGUGUGUCCCUACACUUACUGAAUUUAACCCUUUAUUGACUGUAUGUUAUGUGUGUCAAGUGCCUGAAAGAGCUAAAUGAGACAGCAUUGCAACCAAAAGUGUGAUGUGCUUUUUACAAUUUUCUGUUUCAUUAUUGUUAUUUUUUUUUUCUGUUCAUUAAAAAUGUUUCUGUUGAUUUUA